This is a messenger RNA of Cajanus cajan (pigeon pea), 3016 nucleotides long. RefSeq names its product putative receptor protein kinase ZmPK1. The record is from RefSeq and is a predicted model, not a curated record. Gene Ontology annotation, biological process: recognition of pollen; protein phosphorylation. Gene Ontology annotation, molecular function: ATP binding; protein serine/threonine kinase activity. NCBI's taxonomy places the organism in Eukaryota, Viridiplantae, Streptophyta, Magnoliopsida, Fabales, Fabaceae.
GACAUAUCGAUAAUUAUUUCUAAAGAAAAAUAACAUUUGACAAAAAAAAUAAUAUCCUUCUUUCUCCUUUCCAGUUUCCAUUCCUUUUCUUUCCACUCUCGUACUUUUCUAUUAUUCCAAACACAGUGUUAAAUUAUCCAUUUUAGAAAUGUGAAUAUUUGGUACGCAGAAACUUCCUAAAGGAUGAUUGAAGACAGCAGUCACCAUCAUGGUUCAUCCCCAUUAAUCACCGAUGUCGCAUGUUGAAUUGUUCAUCACCUCCUCCUUUAAUAUAUAUUUUUAUAUACCUAUCAUGACAAUUCCGUAGAGCAUAGCAUUAACAUGCGAAUGGCCUCAUCAACACUACUCCUACUUCCUCUUCUCUUCUCCUUAAUCCUCCAAAAUCCUCACCACUCCUUUUCCUUCUCACUCUCCGUCGAGAAUCCCCAAGACGUGAUUCUCUCGUCUCCCGAACCCACAUUCACCGCAGCGUUCCACCCCGUCGGGGAAAACGCCUUCUGCUUCGCCAUACGCUACACGCGCCCGCCCCACACCCUCGUCUGGAUCGCCAACCGGGACCACCCGGUAAACGGUAGACGCUCCACCCUCUCUCUCUCCAAGACCGGCAACCUCGUCCUCACCGACGCCGCCCAGUUCCAAGUGUGGUCCACCAACACCGCCGCCGCAUCCAGACAGGUGAAGCUUCACCUGCACGACACCGGCAACCUCGUACUCCUCGACCACGGCGACGGAGGAAAGAUUAAGAUUCUCUGGCAGAGCUUCGACUUCCCCACGGACACGCUCCUCCCGAACCAGCCUCUGAGCAAGAGCACCGCGCUGGUUUCGUCGAGAAGCGGGUCGAACUACUCCUCCGGCUACUACAAGCUCUUCUUCGACUUCGAGAAUGUUCUGCGCCUCAUGUACCAGGGCCCUCGCGUUUCCAGCGUCUACUGGCCCUACGCCUGGCUCCAGAACAACAACUUCGGCCUCGUCGGGAACGGCAGAUCCACCUACAACGACACUAGGGUUGUGCUGCUCGAUUCCUUCGGCCACGUCGUUUCUUCUGACAACUUCACCAUCACAACCGCUGAUUGCGGGACGCUGCUUCGGCGGCGGUUGACGCUCGAUCACGACGGCAAUGUUCGCGUCUAUAGCUUGAGAGAGGGGGAGGAGAAGUGGUCCGUGUCGGCGCAGUUUCGCUCGCAGCCUUGUUUCAUUCACGGGAUUUGUGGACCCAAUAGUUAUUGCAGCGCUCGCCCAAAUUCGGAGAGAAAGUGUUCGUGCCUUCCAGGAUAUAGAUGGGUUGAUAGUCAAGACUGGUCUCAAGGUUGUGUAUCGAAAUUCCAGCUUUGGUGCAACGACACUCAGCAAGAGUCUCGCUUCCUGCGCUUACCCGAAUUUGAUUUUUAUGGAUAUGACUAUGGCUACUUUCCAAAUCACACAUACGAACAAUGCGAGAAUUUGUGUUUGGGUUUAUGUGAAUGCAAAGGGUUUUCACACAGCUUUUCGGGGCAAAGUGACAGCACUAGUCAGUGCUACCUGAAGAGACAGUUGCUAAAUGGGCAUCAUUCACCGGGUUUCACAGGAGCAUUCCUCCUGCGACUGCCUUUGUCCCAUGACUAUGAGAACCACAUCGAGAAUGGCUUGGUUUGUGAGGCAAACAAUGGAGGAGCAGAAGUACUAGAGAGGCCGUACGUGGAAGAAAAAGAAAAUGGGUCGGUGAAGUUCAUGCUGUGGUUUGCGAGUGGCUUGGGAGGAAUUGAGGUCGUGUGCAUCUUUCUGGUGUGGUGUUUCUUGUUUAGGAAUAAUGCUGAUAAACAAGGCUAUGUUCUUGCAGCAGAAACGGGGUUUAGGAAAUUCAGUUACUCUGAACUGAAAAAAGCCACCAAAGGUUUCAGCGAAGAGAUUGGAAGGGGUGCCGGAGGUACUGUGUAUAAGGGUGUGUUGUCAGAUAAUCGAGUUGUGGCAAUAAAGCGACUACAUGAAGUAGUGAACCAAGGACAAAGUGAGUUCCUGGCUGAAGUAAGCAUCAUUGGAAGGCUUAACCACAUGAACUUAAUUGGCAUGUUGGGUUAUUGUGCAGAGGGAAAGUAUAGGUUGUUGGUUUAUGAGUACAUGGAGAAUGGUUCUUUAGCUCAGAACCUCUCAUCGAAUGCAAAUGUACUUGACUGGAAAAGGAGGUAUGAAAUUGCUCUUGGAACAGCAAGGGGUCUGGCCUACUUGCAUGAAGAAUGCUUGGAGUGGAUUUUGCAUUGUGAUAUUAAGCCCCAAAAUAUACUUCUUGACUCCGAGUACCAGCCCAAGGUAGCUGAUUUUGGUUUGUCUAAACUACUUAACCGGAACAACCUCGACAAUUCAACCUUCUCAAGGAUAAGAGGAACAAGAGGUUACAUGGCACCAGAGUGGGUUUUUAACUUGCCAAUCACUUCCAAGGUGGAUGUUUACAGCUAUGGAAUUGUUAUCUUGGAGAUGAUAACUGGAAGGAGCCCAACAACAGGUGUCCAAAUCACAGAAUUAGAAGCAGACUCACCUCAUCAUGAGAGGUUGGUGACAUGGGUGAGGGAGAAAAGGAGAAAAGGAUCAGAAGUGGGAUCAUCUUGGGUGGGUCAAAUUAUUGACCCUGCUUUGAGAUCAAACUAUGACGUGAAUGAAAUGGAGAUUUUAGCUACAGUGGCUUUGGAUUGUGUAGAGGAAGAGAAAGAUGCAAGACCCAGCAUGAGUCAAGUUGUUGAGAGGCUUCAAAGUCAUGAACAUGCUUCUUGAUGGUUUGAACAACAAAUAGCCAUCUCUCCCAUGGUUGUCACUUUCCUUUAUCAUCAACGGUUCCAGUUCCUCUCAUUUUGAGUGGUUUCGUCUAUUAUAAAUUGUCUCUGUUUGUGGUAAAUCUACAAUUGUUUUGAAGUUUAAUGCUGCUGCUGCUGUAUAUCUUAUUCUAGUGUCUAGCAAUUGUAUGUUGUUACAGUUGCAGGAAUUAUUCAGUACACCCUGUGUAUUACAAUAUUUCCAUCAAUUGCAAACCACUCCUUUGCUUCGUUAA